Molecule: messenger RNA, 1882 nt
Organism: Cuscuta epithymum
Lineage: Eukaryota; Viridiplantae; Streptophyta; Magnoliopsida; Solanales; Convolvulaceae
Source: the annotation of a GenBank genome assembly
GAUCGACGAACAAAGAAGAACUGGAUCCACCAAAAAGAUGAUGAAUGUUUUGGCUCUCUCCUUAGUCCUCACCACACUGGUGACGGCCGGAGUUUGGUCUCCGCCGCCGCAAGAGAAAACCCACGGCCAGGAGGAUGUGAUCGUCAAAGAGGGGCACAGGGUUGUUGUCGUGGAGUACGAGAAAGAUCACGGCUGGAACACCAAGGUCUCCAUUUCUCCACACGAAAUUACGGAGGAGCAUAAAAAUCCCACGCCGGUGCCUGAAAUAGAGGAAACGGCGGAUGGCGGUGGAAGUGAUGAUUCUCAUCUCUCGACGAAGAAGAAGACGGCAACCCCUAGAGAGCUCGUUUGUGACGCUUAUGGUAAGUGCAAGCACAGGAUCGCCGGUGCUCUCGGCCUGACGAAAGACGCUGCGGCGGAGAAGGCCCUUGAUGUGGCGGGGAAGGCAAAAGAAGGGGCGGAUAUAGCGUAUGAGGCGGAGGAAGGAUCUAGACACGCUGUUGGGGAUGUGGCGGGGAAGGCCGGAGAAUGGGCCGCAGAGAAGGCGUAUGACAUGAAGGAAAGGACUUCGCAAAACGUUGGGGAGGGGCUAGAAAAGGCGAGCCAAACUGCGGCGGAGAAGGCACAAAACGCGGAGAAAGGGAUGAGGCAUGUCGUUGGAGAUGGCCUCGAAAAGGGGAGAGAUGGUGUGGCGGGGAUGGCCCGAAAGGCGUAUGACCUGGAGGAAGAUACGAGGGAUGCCGUCGGCGAGGGGCUCGGAAAGGCAAAAGAAGGUGUUGUGGAGAUAAGCCGAAAGGCGGCAGAGAUGGCCGGAGACGCGGCUGAGAGGGCGUAUAAUGUGGAGGAAAAAACGAGGCGUUCAAUCGGAGAGGGGCUGGGCAAGGCUGGAGAUAUGGCCCGGGCCAUGGCGGGGAAGGCAUAUAGCGCCGAGGAAGGAACGAGGCAGGCGGUCAAGGAUGGCAUCGAAAAGGCGAGAGACACGGUAGUGGAUAAAGGUCACCGGGCGGCGCAGAAAGUGUACGAGGUGGAGGAAGGAGCCCGGGAAUCGGUCAAAGAGCAAGUAUCCGCGGCGGCCGGGGAAGUGAAAGCAAUGAAGAGGGAAGUUAGGGAGAAGGUUGAAAAAGUCAAGGAAACAAUGAAGGACAAAAUAGUCAAAACCAUGGAGAAGGUAUCGGGUAUGGCUAAUUUGGUUGGGUUAGCAACGGCUUAUGGGAUGAGUGUUUGGGUAACAUUUGUAUCAAGCUACGUGCUGGCCCGGGCAUUACCCAGGCACCAAUUUGCGGGUAUCCAAUCCAAAAUAUACCCGGUUUAUUUCAAGGCUAUGGCUUAUAGCAUUGGGACAGCGCUUUUAGGGCAUUUAGUAAGUCAAAGUCAAAGGGUUGACAAGUUCAUGGGGUUCAACCUUCUGCUUCCACUCGUCAUGGUCUUGGUCAAUUUGCUCUACUUGGAGCCACGCGCCACAAAGGUGAUGUUCGAGAGGAUGAAGAUGGAAAAGGAAGAGGGAAGAGGCAAAGAGGGUCACGUCGACGGGUUGACCGAAUCGGACUCGAACCCGGUCGGGGUUGUAACCGCAACGGCUGCAAAAAAGCAACAAGAAAGAGCGGAGGGUGUAACAAAGCAGGACAUUAUAAGAUUGAGCAAAAGACUGAAGAGGCUGAACUCAUAUUCUUCUUUUCUAAACGUGACUACCCUCAUGUCUCUUACGUUGUACCUUGCUAGCCUCGGCCACCGCCUUCACACACUGUGCAUGUAAAUUAUGUACUAAUUAACUAGGUUAAUUAUCCAUCCGCAUAUUUCUUUUCUCUGUUCUAAUAUAUCUACAGGUCAUGUUAAAUUAAUCUUGUAUGUGUUGUACCUUCUUCUCCCCAUAUAUAUGUUCUCU